Molecule: messenger RNA, 1246 nt
Organism: Hibiscus syriacus
Lineage: Eukaryota; Viridiplantae; Streptophyta; Magnoliopsida; Malvales; Malvaceae
Product: G-box-binding factor 4-like
Exons: 4
Coding region: 87-938 (283 amino acids)
Biological process (GO): positive regulation of DNA-templated transcription
Cellular component (GO): nucleus
Molecular function (GO): DNA-binding transcription factor activity
Source: RefSeq, a predicted model, not a curated record
UUUUCAAUUGGGAAAAACGAAAACAAGAUUGAUACACUUUGAGCAAAGGAAUCGGGGGAAAAGCUGUGAAAAAUCUAGGGGCUGUCAUGGCGUCCUCUAAGGUGAUACCGACGACGUCACAGACGAAUAACGACCUGCCACGUCAGUCGUCUCUAUGUUCUUCGCUCUCCACUCUCUUGGCAGAUCUUCAGAACCAACAGAAUAAUACGAACCAAUCUCAGAACCCUCUUGGUUCCAUGAACAUGGACGAUUUCUUAAAAAACAUCUGCUCAUCGCCACCGCCGUCUAAUCCCGACGAGCACCCGCAGUUCGCCGGCGUUUCCAUAACCGGAGAAGGUGAUUUCUCGCUCGCUAACAAGUCCGUCGAUGAUGUCUGGAAGCAGAUCGUGGUCGGUGGCGAGGAUCAGAGACAGGGGGAUCGUCCACCGGAAGGGAUGACUUUGGAGGAUUUUUUAACGAAAGCUGGGGCGGUCAGAGAAGAGGAUGUCAGAGGAGUUGGUAAUCAGGUGGGAGUUGGUGCAGGGGUAUAUGCUGUUGACCAGGGCGUUAUCAACGGUGGCGGGAAUCAGUUUUCGGCGUUUGGGAACAACGGCGGCGUAGAUCAUCAGAGGUUGGUAGCGAUAGCUUGUGGAGGCGCUAGAGGAAAACGACGCGCCGUGGUGGCCCCGCCUUUGGAUAAAGCGACGAUGCAGAAACAGAGGAGGAUGAUAAAAAACAGAGAAUCUGCUGCUAGGUCCAGAGAACGCAAACAGGCUUAUACGGUUGAAUUGGAAUCCCUGGUGACACAAUUGGAAGAAGAGAAAACCCGGUUGCUCAGAGACGAGGCUGAGCUGAACAAAGAGAGGUUUAAGCAGCUGAUGGAGAACCUAAUCCCUGUUGAGGAGAAACGAAAACCACCGCGAAAAGUGCUUCGGCGAGUUCAUUCAUUGCAAUGGUAAAUGUCAGCCAGCUCCUGACCCCCCCCCCCUUUUUUUGGCUCGACAUUUUUUUUAUCAUAGAUAAAAAUGAACUGCUAGAACCAAUUGAAGCGAGUUGUAUAUGAGAAGGAACAUGAAAUCGGAAAGUAGAAGUUUGUGCAAGCUUUGGGACUUCUGCGUAGGAUCCCAUUGCAGUUGAAGAUGGACGUCUGGUGCUUUAAUUUAUUACAUACAUGUGGGUAUUUGGUUAGAUAAUGUAAAAUGUUUUUGUAAAUUAAAAAGAAUUUCAUUUAGUGUAAAGUAUCGUUUUUACUGUAAUUCUGUCGGAA